Messenger RNA from Herpailurus yagouaroundi (jaguarundi), 1530 nucleotides. RefSeq names its product neuritin 1 (gene NRN1). NCBI's taxonomy places the organism in Eukaryota, Metazoa, Chordata, Mammalia, Carnivora, Felidae. Gene Ontology annotation, cellular component: plasma membrane. Gene Ontology annotation, biological process: nervous system development; neuron projection extension. The record is from RefSeq and is a predicted model, not a curated record. The transcript is spliced from 3 exons. The coding region runs from base 244 to 672 and encodes 142 amino acids.
CCCUCCUAAUGGAGUGAACCAUUCCCAGCUCUUCCCCCCCUCUCUCUCAGCCUCUCUCUCUUUCUCUCUCUCUCUCUCUCUUCCUCGCUCCCUCUCUUUCUCUCCUCCCUCUGCCUUCCCCGUGCAUAAAGUCUCCGUCGCUCUUGGAACUUGUUGGCAAUGCCUAUUUUUCAGCUUUCCCCCGCGUUCUCUAAACUAACUAUUUAAAGGUCUGCGGUCGCAAAUGGUUUGACUAAACGUAGGAUGGGACUUAAGUUGAACGGCAGAUAUAUUUCACUGAUCCUCGCGGUGCAAAUAGCGUACCUGGUGCAGGCCGUGAGAGCAGCGGGCAAGUGCGAUGCGGUCUUUAAGGGCUUUUCGGACUGUUUGCUCAAGCUGGGCGACAGCAUGGCCAACUACCCGCAGGGCCUGGACGACAAGACGAACAUCAAGACCGUGUGCACAUACUGGGAGGAUUUCCACAGCUGCACGGUCACAGCCCUUACGGAUUGCCAGGAAGGGGCGAAAGAUAUGUGGGAUAAACUGAGAAAAGAAUCCAAAAACCUCAACAUUCAAGGCAGCUUAUUCGAACUCUGCGGCAGCGGCAACGGGGCGGCGGGGUCCCUGCUCCCGGCGCUCCCAGUGCUUCUGGUGUCUCUCUCGGCAGCUUUAGCGACUUGGCUUUCCUUCUGAGCGCGGGGCCGGCUCUCCCCCGCGCGCCCACCCACACUCACUCCAUGCUCCCGGAAAUCGAGAGGAAGAUCCAUUCGUUCUUUGGGGACGUUGUGAUUCUCUGUGAUGCUGAAAACACUCAUAUAGGAUUGUGGGAAAUUCCGAUUCUCCUUUUGAUUUCGUUCGAUUUCUUGUGUUUUAUUUGCCAAAUGUUACCAAUCAGUGAGCAAGCAAGCACAGCCAAAACCGGACCUCAGCUUUAGUCCGUCUUCACACAAAAAUAAGGAAAACGGCAAACCCACCCCAUUUCUUUUUUAAUUUUUAUUUUUUUGGCACAAGAAUCUCAGGAACGGCCCUGGGCCACCUACUAUAUUAAUCAUGUUAAGACAUGACAAAUGAUGGGCUCCUCCUAAUAGCAAAGAGAGGAGAGGAGAAGGCCAGGGGAAUGAAAUCAAGAGAGAUGUCCGCGAGGAAGGCAUAUGGUGAAUAACUCACGCUCACGUCUUUCUUCCACAGUAUCUUGUUUUGAUCAUUUCCACUGCACAUUUCUCCUCGAGGAAAGUGAAAGGACAGAGCGUUGACUUUGUGUUUUAAGGAUAGGAGGGAGAGAGGGAAGGGAUUGAGGAAAUCUCGGGGGUAUAGGGAAAGGCUGCCAGCAGAACCGCGCGAAAGUCACUGAGAGGUUAAGCUUUACCUGGUGUUGUUGAUGCAUCUUUCCUAGUCCACUGCCUUUAAUUUCCCUCUCGUUUUAGCUGUUACACAUACGGUAAUACCUGAAUAUCCAACGGUAUAGAUCACAGGGGGGGGGUGUUAAAUGUUAAUCUAAAAUAUAGUUAAAAAAAAGAUUUUGACAUAAAAGAGCCUUGAUUUUAAAAAAAA